Panthera uncia (snow leopard) is the source of this 3690-nucleotide messenger RNA. It is a transcript of the gene ZNF391, whose product is annotated as zinc finger protein 391. Gene Ontology annotation, molecular function: DNA-binding transcription factor activity, RNA polymerase II-specific; RNA polymerase II cis-regulatory region sequence-specific DNA binding. Gene Ontology annotation, biological process: regulation of transcription by RNA polymerase II. The transcript is spliced from 2 exons. The record is from RefSeq and is a predicted model, not a curated record. Lineage: Eukaryota; Metazoa; Chordata; Mammalia; Carnivora; Felidae. The coding region runs from base 374 to 1450 and encodes 358 amino acids.
GAUAUCUCGAGCAACAAGCUCUAGAAGGGAUUCUGAUGCGGCUGUGUAUAACCUUUUGGAGCCCAGUUUUAGCUCCUGUCACACAGCCGUUUUCGCCAGCCCCUCCUGCCACAGCCUCUGAAAGUUGGCAGUGUCUUUUCUGUACAUCGAAGCAUUAAGACCGAGCUCUGACUAGCCCUGUGUUACAUCAUUUCCCAUCAGCAGGAAUCCCAGCAUGUGAACUGCACGUGGUCAUUCGGUCGGAGGGAGGACAGCGGUGGAUGCUGGAUCUUCAGUGACCGAAAAUCCCUGUCUAGAAAAGGAGAUUUGAACUGAGCCAAAGCAUCAACACCAAUCAGGCUAUUGCCGAAGAAUAGAGUUUUCAGGGUCCGCAAUGGAAGGUUUCAGAGGGAAGACUGCCCAAGGUCGUACGAAUGAAGAAGCCUGUAAAAGUGGGGGCCGGCUGUCAAGGCAGACAAAAUGUCCCAUAUGGAAGACAUCUUCUUUUGGGAAAACAGCGAUCAGAAAAGUGUCAGUGACCCUCAAGGAAAUUUUCACGAGGGAGAGAGGUCCCGAAUCUAGUGAAUUUAGCCCAAGCUCAGAAGUUAAUACCCAGCAGAAAACUCCAGAGGGAGCUAGAUCCCCCAUAUCUAGGAAACACUUCGAAGACAAUUCAGACUUAAUUAAACACCAAAAACUCUUCCCACAGAAGAAACCCUGUAAAUGCAGUGAAUGUGGCAAAGCCUUCAGUUACCAGUCAGACCUUACAGUCCACAUUAGAACUCAUGGUGGAGAAAAGCCUUUUGAAUGCCACGAGUGUGGGAAAACCUUCAGCCGAAGCACACACCUUCUCGAACAUCAGAGAACUCACACUGGAGAGAAGCCGUAUGAAUGCGGUGAGUGUGGAAAGGCUUUCAGCCGGAGUACUCACCUUAGUCUACACCGGAGGAUCCACACGGGAGAGAAACCGUACGAAUGCGGUGCGUGCGGAAAAGCCUUUAGCCGAAGCACUAACCUCAGUCAGCAUCAGCGAACUCACACCCAAGAAAGACCUUACGAAUGUAACGAGUGCGGGAAAGCCUUCGGUGACCGGUCAACCGUAAUUCAGCAUCAGCGCAUACACACCGGCGAGAACCCGUACGCGUGUCGCGAAUGCGGGAGAGCUUUCGGCUGGAUCUCCUCCCUCGUUGAGCACCAGAGGACGCACACCGGGGACAGCCCCUACGCGUGCAGCGGCUGCGGGAAGGUGUUCAGCAGAAGCUCGUCCCUUAGCGAACACCAGAGGAUCCACACCGGAGAAAAGCCCCAUGAGUGUGGACAGUGCGGGAAGGGCUUCGGUCGGAGCUCCUCCCUCAUCAUGCACCAGAGGACUCACACGAGAGAGAAGCCGUACAAAUGUAACGACUGUGGGAAAGCCUUCAGUCAGAGUUCAACUCUCAUCAGACAUCAGCAGCUUCACGCGAAAGGGUAAUACCUGAGCUCUCGUUGAUGGCAGCGUAAGAGCACACAGCGUGACUUCCUGUCGCUACACGUCUUGGAAGUCCCCCCCUCUACUAGCUGGCCAGAAGCCAAUUUCAAGUUAGUCUUCCUGCCUUCCUUCCUUGAUGCUCAAAGGACUGAUCAAGACAAGGGGAUGACUUUCAGAAGCCAACACGUUCCAUCCCCUAUUCUGGAGGACUCCAGACUUAGAGUAUAGACCUCCUACCUGACACCUUGUAUUUGCUCACUUUAUCUGUUCUGCAGGGCUUGGCUCCCUGAACAGUCAGUGAACCUUCUGUUUCCCGACCGUGUCAGUCCCUUUACUUAAGAGGAAAUCCUGUGUGUGUGUGCGUGCGUGUGAGAGAGAGAGAGACAGAGAGAGAGAGAGAGAUCCUGGCUCUAGUCACAGAAGAGAAGGAGCUGGCUUCAGAACAGGACAAAACACUCCCACCGGUUUGGUGAUAAUAGCAUUGAGGCAAAUUCAGUCCCUCAUCUUAUAAGGACAGAUUUUUCUCUUGAACCUUUUUUGCUGUAGUGUAUUUUCCUCAAAGUAUAAACCAUGGUUCUACUAAUGUGCUUAGUUAAUCGUAGUAGUAUUUUAUCUCUUCCUUACCAAGAAUGUCCUGACACUUAACGUUUAAUUUUUCCAUUAUUUAGAAAAAAUGCUGCCCUAGUUUUUAAAUUUGCUUUUGUUUACAGACUUCACGAAGCUUCGGCCCUCUGGUCCUAAUGCUCACUGAUCCUGUAGAGCUGAUCUCUCAAGGACAAAUUCAGUGCCUAUUUCUUAGUCUUUUUCCUACUUGACAUUUGCAGAAUUGGCACUUUUGGCCACUCUUAGGCCUUAACAUUUGGGCUUCUGCUGGGAUCCAUGAUUGUGUGCUGAUCCACACUUUCCCUACCUCCCAACAUUCUCUGAUUAACAGUGAUGAGCUCUAUAACUUUGGGCAAGAAUUAGACCAGAAUAGUCUCAUUUUAUCGGGCCAUAAUACUUGAGGUUAUUCAAUGAGGUUGCAAGCUUCUUGAAGACACAAACCUUUCUUUAGAUCCCUUUAAAGCAUCCAAAGUGCUGAGCAGUCCCUAAAUGCCCUGUGAUUAUUGCCCGCCUUAUCCCAGGUAAUCAGUUGGCUAGGUUUUAUCUGAAAUGGCUUACGAGUUGAUUUCUCUCUCUGUUCUUAACUGCUGCUGCCGGGGCCCCAGGAGUUUGGGCCCAGAUUGUGAGAGUAAACACCAUUGCCCUUGUCUCCCUGUCUCCCACUCGAUGCCUGACUAAACAAUCACCUUGUCUGAAGAGUCCUCAGUUCUCAUUGUCCCUGGGAAAAAGGUCAAACUGUAACUUCAAGGCCUUCCACAGUUAGGUCCAUUUCCUUAUUUUCCAUUACUGCCCGGUAUCCGUGGGCAGACCUGUCCUUUGUCUCUACCACACCCUCUGUUCACACUUGGCUUCUUUUCAAACUAUUCUGUGGCACCCUUUUACACUUCCUGCUUUCUUCCUUGUGUCUCCGGAAAUCCUAUCCACACUCAAGUCUGCCCCCACUGACACUUCUAGUUCCCCACCUGAGAAGUUCUUUGCAGAAGGGGCACCUGGGUGGCUCAGUCGGUUGAGUGUCUGACUUCGGCUCAGGUCAUGAUAUCAUGGUUCGUGAGAUUGAGACCUGUGUCCGGCUCUGUGCUGACAGCUCAGAGUCUGAAGUCUGCUUCAGAUUCUGUGUGUCUCUCUCUCUCUGCCCUUCCCCCACUCACACUCUCUCUCAAAAAUAAACAUUAAAAAAGAAGUCCUUUGCAGUGAUGGUUUGCGUGUAUUUUUCUACAUUACACACUUUCUUAUUCUGUUCUCAGAUCCUUUCAGGUGCUUUUUUUCCAUAAACUUUUGAAGUUAGAAAUUGUCUUAAAUCUCUUAGAAGCCCCAUCUAACACAUGGUACGAUGCAGGUCUGCACUCUGGUUUUAAUCUAAACCAGGAGGGUUUAAUUUAAUAGUGCAGUGUCUUUAGUCUUUUGACUGAUGAGAUGACCUCACAAAUAUUUUGGUCCUUUUUUGUCCUACUUUGAAUUAUGUAAAUUCACUCUUGGGACUAAGUGUCCUUUAGAGCUCUGGGAUGCUGGCGUCUUGGCUUUCCAUCUCAUGGGACUGUUGUAAGGAACAAAUGAAAUGAGUUUAUUCAUGUAAAGUGAUGAAAACAGUGGCUGACAAAGUAAGCGCUCAAUAAAUGCUAAUUGUUAUCAUUCUACUGCUU